Molecule: messenger RNA, 4848 nt
Organism: Mycotypha africana
Lineage: Eukaryota; Fungi; Mucoromycota; Mucoromycetes; Mucorales; Mycotyphaceae
Exons: 4
Coding region: 1-4848 (1615 amino acids)
Molecular function (GO): protein binding
Source: RefSeq, a predicted model, not a curated record
AUGGGAAACGCAACAAGCAAAGAGCACGCUCAUAACGGAAUUACUAAUAUAAUUGAAAAUACCACAAGCAGCAUAAAUGUAGUGGAGCUGAAAUCAGAUACAGCGAACCAAUUAAUAAACGAGCAUGCAUCAAAUCAAAAGUUAGCAGAUAUACUAGUUCCACCACCUUCAAACAUUUCAACAAUCAGUUUGGCGUCCAACUUUCAUAUCAGUGAGCAUCUCACGGAGCAUGUCAUUUACAGCAAUCUCGUGAAGCAGGACACAGUGCUGGCCCGUGUUUGGGUUGCACAAUGCAAACUAUACGGUUUCGGUACACCGAAAAAUGAAGCAGAAGGCGCACAAGCAUUAUACGCAUUGAGAAAUCAUCGAGAGGCCUAUUACCCUUUAGCUUGCUAUUACUACGACCAUCAAGAUUAUACUAAGGCAUACGAAUAUUUUAAGAAGCUUCAAGACUGUAACCAUUUCGCACAAUAUCGGAUUGGUUUAAUGCUCUUUCACGGUCAAGGUGUCCCUGUAGAUUAUCAGAAAGCGCUUCAUUACAUAAGUAUGGCCGCCAGUAAUAACAAUAAGUAUGCUCAGUUUCUUAUGGGUGUCUAUUAUGAACAUGCUAUACUGGUUAAUCAAUCUAUUACUUCCGCGCGGAUGUGGUACGAACGGUCUGCUUACCAAGGGUUUGCAGAAGCACAGACAGCCGUUGCUAGCUUGUUAAUAAACCAGAUGGGUUUGAAUACUAACGAACAAAUCUUUCCACUCUCUGAAGAUAAAAAAAAACUUAAACAGCAAGCUUUGAAUUGGUUAUAUAAAGCAAGCGCCCAAGACAAUGCCACUGCAUUGAUUCGUUUGGGCGCCCUUUAUGAAGAAGGAAUACUUUUGCCGAAGAAUAUCACGAAAGCAAUUGAUUGUUAUCAACGAGCAGCAAAAUUGUCCCCUAGACCUCAUCUAACAGCAUUGGCACAAUAUUUGCUGGGUAUCAAUUAUCGAUUUGGCCAUGAAGAAUUAAUGCAGGAUUACAAGCUUGCCAAAGAAUACUUGUCAUUCUCUGCUGAUUUAGGAUAUGGACCUGCUCAACGAGCUUUAGCCAUCAUGUAUGCAGAUGGUUUAGGAACUACAAAGGACGAAGAGAAAGCAAAUGAGCUUUUACAGAGAGCGAUCGCUCAAGGAGAUCCCCAUACCGUUAGUUUUAUGACCCAGCAUCAAAACCAUAAACAUAAGACUUCUGUCAAAUCUGCACUUCUUUCGUUUGAAAAAGCAGCUAAAUCGGGAUCUUUAACAGCUCAGCUAUCUUUGGCAGGACUAUUACAGCGUGCUGGUCAACAUACUUUAGCUUUUCAAUGGUUCGAAACAGCUGCCAAAAAUACAUUUAAUCAAAACAGCAAUAACAAACACGAACAAAUGUCGCUACUAGACUUCAGUGUAGGAUUCGUAACGCAACGCAAUACAGCCCGGCUGAUGGUAGCCCGAUAUCGCUUCAAUGGGUGGGGCGGUGUAAAACAGGAUUGUUUCUGGGCGUUCCAAGAAUUUAAAGCUUUAUCCAACAGUGGCUUUCCUAAUGCCCAUUACUGGUUAGCAGCAUGUUAUGAGGAAGGUGUUUACGACAAGACAAAUAAUCAGCAGAUAGUACAGCCCGAUUUAAAGCAAGCUUUGAACUAUUAUAAAAAGUCGGCUGAAGCAGGUGAUCGAGAUGGGCAAUUUCAGCUGGCCUAUAUGUUGGCCAAUGGAUUAGGCGUGCCUAAAAGUACACAAGCAGCUUUACCUUGGUUCAUGAAAGCAGCAGAACAGGGGCAUGUUAUUGCUCAUUAUAGUUUAGGUCUCUAUUAUGAAAAUGGAAUAGGUCUCUCUUCUGACGUCGAGAAGGCAAAAUAUUGCUACGAAGUUGCGGCUGCAGAAAUGCCUAUGGCUAUGGUACGAUUAGCAAGAAUUUUAAUUGCAACGGAUACAACAACGACAAAAAAGGCAGCAGAUCUUUUGCAAAGAGCUAUUGCAAAAGGGUGUGCACCUGCCUACCGAGAAUUGGGUAACCUGUAUUUGAGAGGCUUGAUGGACGAUGAAUCAAAUCAUGUUGGUUGGACCACUAUUACUACUGCAGAAAAUUAUAACACUGCAUUCAAAUACUAUCAAAUGGCAGCAGAAAAAGAUGACGCAUUAUCGUGGCAUAUAUUGUCAAACUUUUAUGAAGGUGCUUAUGUUCUAGAUAAUGGAGAAUCCGCAAUACCAAAAAACUUUGAAAAAGUAGUUGAGUGUCUUAAAAAGGCGAAAAUUCGUGGGCUUAAACUCACUAUUGCUUAUUUUAGUGCGUCAUUAGAUUUGGCAGAGGCUUAUCAUCGACGAGGUAUGACAGCGGAUGCAAUAACAGUUUAUGAAGAACUGGCUACUUCGAAAACUAUUGGCCUUCUUUACACCAAAAAAGCGCGAAUUGAAGCCGCCAAACUAUAUAUUUUUGAAAAUUAUGGAACAAAGGAGGAUAAAGAUAAAGCGUACGCAUGGUUGAAUGAAUUGGUUGCAAUAGUUCAAGAAGGAACCAACAGUGAUGCAAAAGAAGAUGCAGUUGAGCUUGCAGAAGUUUAUGAAUUGAUUGGCGUCUGUAUUGAAAAUGGAAUCGGAACUGAUGCCAAUAAAAAAGAGGCUUUCCGUUAUUACAUUGAAUGUGUGGAGGAAGAUGAUACAAACAUAGUAACAACUGCGACAACAUGUGUAGAAGUGCCUGUGAAAGAACGGAGACAUUGGGCAAAGCAAAGGUGUUUAUGUCGCUUGAUUUAUAACUGUAUGGAGGAACAAAAUUAUCAUGCAGCAUUAGCUUAUCUUGAUAUUCUCAAACCAGACUUGCGUGAUAUGGCCAAGUUGGAUUCAGAAGAUGCAAAGGCUCAGGCUUGCCGGAUGAAAUAUUUUUUGGGUUAUCUGCUAUUACACGAACAUGCUACAUAUGACUCAGUAGAUGAAGGACAUGGCUGGUUAAAGAUAGCUGCUAAAGAAGGAGAUGCAGAUGCAGCAUAUGAAUUAGGCGUAUACUAUUUGAACAAUCAUGACAACAUCCCAAAUGCAGAUAGAAAAGCUCUAAAACAAUUCAGACGUGGGGCAGGUAUGAAUCAUGCUGGAUGUAUGCGAGAGUUAGCUCUCAUAUUAAUUGAAGAAGAAAAGGAUCCCAUUCUUGCUGAAAAAAAUCAAGAAGUGAAGGCCAGAAUUUUUACACUUCUGUUAAAUGCGUGUCAAUUAAAUGACACUGAGGCCAUGUACCAAUUUGCGCAAAUCCAUGAAAACAGUUUGGGAAAUAUUAUCCCUGAAAAAGAUAUGGAGAGGGCAGCAAAUUGGUAUGCUAAAGCAGCUCUAAAAAAUUAUGAGCCGGCUAUGAUCAAAGCAGGCGAAAUUCUUGGAGAUGUGCUGGGGCGACACGAUGAAGCUAUCAGCUGGUUCCAAAAAGCAAUACUGAAUUAUAAUAAUUUGAAAGCAAAAGUAAUGCUCAUAUCCUACAGGUUCCAUGGUAUUCAAAUCGACCAGCAACCUUCGACAGAUAGAAAUGUAUUAAAGUCACUACAAGAAGUAAUCAAGGAAGGGAUGAUUCUCAUGAAAAAGAAAUGCUUGUCAAACACGACUUAUUGCCCUUCCCGCGAAGAGUUCCUACGCGAAGAGUUAAUCAAGGAUGCAUUAGGAUUGGCACUCUACCUGCUAGGUCAAUGUUACGAAUAUGGUAGAGGCGUUGAAAUCAAUUUGGCAAUUGCUAAAAACUAUUACCGACACUCUAUCCAUAUCUCACAAAAUACGGAAGCUAUGUGGAGAUUGGGUGCUAUAUAUGCAGACAAAGAAAACAACGAUACAAGUGCGUCGGAUUGGUAUCGAAGGGCAACAGAGAGAGGGAAUCAUCCAGAAUCCUUAUACCAGCUUGGAGUAUUCCAUUUGUACGGACGAGCUGGUUUAGACAGAAAUAUUCUUGUGGCUAAAAGAUAUCUCACUGCGGCAGCGGAACAAGGUCAUCCAAAAUCGACAUAUGAGCUUGGACGAAUUGCCUGGAGUAUUGAUGGUGAUCAUCUAUACGGUUAUGGACUUUAUAAAGAUGCCGGUCAACAACAUGUUCCUGAGGCUUUAAGAGAAUUGGGGCAUCUUACUCAUACUGGAUCGGUCGCGCACGGCAUCAACAUUAUCAAAAAAAAUCGCAAGCAGGCAUUUGCAUACUAUUACGAAGCUGCUCAAUUGGGUGAUGCUGUAUCCGCGUUGAUGGUUGGGAAUUACUUUGAAGAGGGCUAUUUACAGAAAGAAUUAGAGCAAAACUUUGAACAAGCGUUAUACUGGUAUACAACUGCGUACAAGUUGAAAGGUGGGGCUGUGACUGAAUUGGCAAUUGGAAAACUGAAACACAUGUUGGCUGAUGAAGUAGAAGACUUCAAAGAGGCUGAGGAUUUGAGAGAAGAUGCCUUGACAUGGUUUGAAAAAGCUUCGAGCGAUUUAAGUUCUGCUGCAUCUUUUAUAGCACGAGUUAUGAUUGCACUAUACAAUUUGAAUGGAUGGGGGGGAAAAAAGCGGGACCCCGAAUUUGGUUUUCAAACACUACUGCAUCUUGCCAAUUCAGGCGUCACUGAAGCUUAUAUACCCGUGGCAAAAUGCUACGAAGAAGGCCUAGGAACGGAUUUGGAUAAUACUAAAGCUUUGUACUAUUGGCAUAUGGCAGGCGAGGCAAAUGAUGCGGAAGCAUUGUUCCGUCUAGGUGAUUUUUAUGCUUUAGGUCUGACGGGAAUAAUAGACAAGUCCAUAGCAGAACAUUAUUAUGACAAAGCAAGAAGCUUAGUUGAAGCAAAGCAGGCAGAAGAUAGUUUGCUUCGCUACCAUGAGACCAAUUCAAUUUCUUCCCUUUGCCGUUGA